GUAAAAAAUUAUCUCCCCUCGCCAUCCUUCCUCUCCUUCCCAAGUCUUCCCACCCAGGCGCAGAAGUGGCUCCGGCGGCCGGAAAGUCACCGGCGAUUCGGCGGCGCCGGCGGCGGCGGACCCCUUUCUCCACCCCUGCCUUGCUCCCUCCCGUCUCCUCCAUCAGCUGACUUAACUACACUCCGUAGGAGAUUUUCAGAUCGAGAUUGCCGGCCAUGGCGUCGGGCCUUGUCGUCGCCGCCACCGACCCCCUCCGCGCCUUCCUCGCCUCCGCCGCCGCCUCCCACGACCUCCCCGCUGACCUCCGCGACCUCGCCUCCUCCCUCGCCGCCCGCUCCGCCGUCCCCUACCGCUCCCUCCGCGACAUCUGGUGCGCCGCCUCCCCCGGCGCCCGCCCGCCCCUCCGCCGCCUCCUCCACGGCGCCGACUUCCUGCUCUCCAGCCCCAAGCCACGCGACAAGAGCGAUGAGCUGAAGGCGAGGCUGGACAAGCUCAGGGAGAUGCAGGAGAGGAAGGAGUACGCCGAACUCGUCAGGGAUGUCGCGCCGCCGGCGAAGGAGGACAGCCCCGAGCUCUUCUCCUCCUACAAGGACCAGAUUGGAUUUGGUCUUCAUGUUGUUCUUAUAAUGUUCACGGGUUAUUUGGUUGGAUUUGUUGCUUUCAGAGCUCUGUUCAACAACAGUCCUGUAAUGAAUGCUGCUGGAGGCAUCUUAGGAUUAGUCGGUGGCAUGCUGAUGGAAACGGUUCUUUUCAUCAUCAGAUCAUCUAGUAAAGAAUUGGCCACUUCUGUUCCAAGACCAAAGAAAGUUCAGUAGACAUCUGUUUUGGUUUCAAUAGUCAGUUUUAAUGAGGAUACGACUGAAGUUUUUACCUUCUGAUCUGAAGUGAACAAUACGAAUGAUGAGAAACAUGUUGUAAAUGUAGCCGAUAAGUGAUCCGAGGGGUCACAUCAGGAGGAGUUAUUUGUGGAGUCCGCGAUGGGAUGAAAAUGUAAUUAUCUUUAGUUUUGUCGAUGUUCUAUGCCAGUGCACAAUCUGUCUGAUCAGGAUAAUAUAUUACACGGCGUUAUCAGUCGAUAUAUUAAUUAAUUUGCCAGCUGGGUUGUCAA
Oryza sativa Japonica Group (Japanese rice) is the source of this 1108-nucleotide messenger RNA. RefSeq lists its product as uncharacterized. Gene Ontology annotation, biological process: vacuolar proton-transporting V-type ATPase complex assembly. Lineage: Eukaryota; Viridiplantae; Streptophyta; Magnoliopsida; Poales; Poaceae. Gene Ontology annotation, cellular component: endomembrane system. The record is from RefSeq and is a predicted model, not a curated record.